AUGGGUUCCCACUGUGCCAAGCUCGGCACGGGCCAUGGCACGGGCCACAGCACGGGCCACGGCACAGGCCACAGCAUGGGCCACGGCCGGGGCCAUGAAUCCUCUAUGAAGAAGCUUGUGGCCUGUGUGAGUCAGGACAACUUCUCCCUGUCAUCAGAGGGUGAGGAGGAGGAGGAGGAGGAGGAGGAGGAUGAAGAGGAGGAGGAGCUCCAGGUGCAGGGCAAGCUGCUGCUGAAGGAACCUGAGCUGCAGGAGGACAGCACUAGAGACAAUCCUGUGGCCCAGCAGAGCCCCGAGAGCAAGCAGACACACUCCUGA
Molecule: messenger RNA, 318 nt
Organism: Cynocephalus volans (Philippine flying lemur)
Lineage: Eukaryota; Metazoa; Chordata; Mammalia; Dermoptera; Cynocephalidae
Gene: PRM3
Product: protamine 3
Exons: 1
Coding region: 1-318 (105 amino acids)
Biological process (GO): flagellated sperm motility
Cellular component (GO): cytoplasm
Source: RefSeq, a predicted model, not a curated record